This is a messenger RNA of Alligator sinensis (Chinese alligator), 1963 nucleotides long. RefSeq names its product brain abundant membrane attached signal protein 1 (gene BASP1). NCBI's taxonomy places the organism in Eukaryota, Metazoa, Chordata, Crocodylia, Alligatoridae. Gene Ontology annotation, molecular function: transcription corepressor activity; transcription cis-regulatory region binding. The transcript has 4 exons. The record is from RefSeq and is a predicted model, not a curated record. Gene Ontology annotation, biological process: negative regulation of DNA-templated transcription. Gene Ontology annotation, cellular component: cytoplasm; nucleus. Bases 386 to 1120 code for a protein of 244 amino acids.
CAACUUGGAUGGCUAUAGUUAACAAGUUAAUCUUGCCUGAGGGACCCAGUGGCAGCAGCAGUCUCUGCUUUUUGCUAAUGGUUGCUCUCUAUUUCAGUACCUCGUAGUCACCAGGCAAGCAAGCACCAGAGUUUGACUCAUAAGCAUGCAGCUCCAUAGGUCAAUAAGCUGUAAUUGAUGAAGCAGAAGUGUGUGCGCUGGGGUGUGGUGGAAGAGCAGAUAAGGCAUCCUGCUACAGCUUCAGAGGCCUGAAUUCAGCCCCUCUUUGGAUUCAUGCAGAAGGCUGUCCCCAGCUAACCCAACUGAUGAUUAUUGCACCGAUUCUGCCACAUGCUGGGAACUGGUAGACUGCUGCAUAGAGUGCCCUUGAUUGAGAGCUUCGAACAUGGGAGGCAAACUUAGCAAGAAGAAGAAGGGGUACAGUGUGAAUGAUGAAAAAGCUAAAGAAAAAGACAAGAAGGCUGAGGGAGCUGUUACUGAGGAAGAAGGGACUCCAAAAGAGAGUGAGGAUGCCCAGCAAACCACAGAAACCACAGAAGUAAAGGAAAACAACAAAGAGGAGAAGAGUGAUAAAGAUUCCCAGGUCACUGCCAAUAAGAGAGAAGAAAAAGAAGGAGAAAAAGAGAAAGCAGCGAGCCAGGAAGAAAUAAAAAAACCUGAACCGGAGAAGUCUGAGGCCUCUGUUGAUGCAAAAGCAGAACCACAGAACAAUGAACAACAGGCACCCAAGCAAGAGGAGCAGACUUCAGCUGCUGCUCCUGCUGCCAGUAUCGAAGCAUCUAAAACUUCUGAGUCCAGCAAUGAUGCAAAAGUUUCCCAGCCUUCAGAAGCCACAGCCACUAGUAAAUCAGAUGACAAGAGCAAAGAGGAAGGGGAAGCCAAAAAGACUGAGGCUCCCACAGCACCUGCAACUCAAGAAACUAAAAGUGAAGUGGCCCCAGCUUCAGACUCAAAACCUAGCAGCAGCGAAGCUGCACCUUCUUCCAAGGAGACCCAGGCAGCAAUAGAGGCAUCUAGUUCUACUCCUAAGGCCUCAGAGCCUGCAGCCCCACCAGAGGAAGAUAAACCUUCUGAAGUUCCAGCGACUAAUUCGGAUCAAACCAUAGCAGUGCAAGAUUAAAUUGGACAGCCUGUUGAAAACGACCACUUAAAACAACCUGUGUCUUUUGUUUUUUAUUUUUCAGCUAUACUAACUUGUUUCAGAUCUGAAAUAACAAUAUGUAUUGCCCAGAAAAUAAAAAGGAUGUCCCAUCAAGUUGGGAGGGAGGGAGGGGGAGAAUCCAAAUAGUAUUUUUGUGGGGAAAUAUCUAAUAUACUUUCUGCCAACUUGACAAGUCAGUCUUGGAUUUAAAAUAAAAAAUGGAUGUCUGAAAGUACAGCACCUCUUUUGUAUCUGAACAGCUGUAAAUGCAUUCUACCAAUGUAUUGAAAUCUUUUUUUGUUCUGUAAUGGGGUUUGGGAGUGAUGUGUUUUGAUUCUACCCACUGGGUUUGUGCCAAGGCAAUCAGAUCUUUAUGAAAGCAGUAUUUUCUGUGGUUUUUUUUAUUUACAGCCUUUCUUAUUUUGAUAUUUUUUUUAAUGCAGUGGAUGAAUGCCAACUUUCAGACAAAACCCACUUAGCUGUCCACAUUUUUCUCAAUGCCAAUCCUCCGAUUCUUCUUCCUCUCCAAACAUUUUUGGGAGUAAAAAGCAUUCUCAUCCUACUUAGCCUACCUAGAUUUCUCAUGACGAGUUAAUGCAUGUCUGUGGUUGGGUGCACCUGUAGUUCUGUUUAUUGGUCAGUGGAAAUGAAAAAGUCUGCGUUCAUUGCAGUUCCAGUUUCUCUUCCAUUCUGUGUCACAGACACUAACACACCACUCAUUGGAAAACAAAUGAAAAGCAAAAUGUACAAUGGAUGCAUUGAAAUUAUAUGUAAUUGUAUAAAUGGUGCAACAGUAAUAAAAGUUAAAUAAUUUAAAAAAUA